This is a messenger RNA of Pseudophryne corroboree (corroboree frog), 1329 nucleotides long. Its product is annotated as protein unc-93 homolog A-like. The transcript is spliced from 7 exons. NCBI's taxonomy places the organism in Eukaryota, Metazoa, Chordata, Amphibia, Anura, Myobatrachidae. The coding region runs from base 1 to 1329 and encodes 442 amino acids. The record is from RefSeq and is a predicted model, not a curated record.
AUGGAACGCAGGGGCGGAGCUACGCGGGACCAGGCUGAUCAUGAUGAGGAGGAACAGGAGGAUGGACAGCUCAGGCCAGCCACACUUCCUUUGGUAAAGAGAGUGAUACUCUUUGUCUCCUUCUGGGAUGAAGAUCCACCCCCAGUAGCAGCAGGCCUAGUGCUCAAGGAUUCCUCUGAAGAAUCCUGGAUAAGGGAGGAGUCACCUAGCUGUGUCAAAUUGGAUGCAGGGCUACAUCCGAUCAUUAGUGAGGAUAUUGAUGAUGAAGGUGUUGGCAGUGGAGAUUGCAGGUGCUGGGAUCUAAUUGAGAGAAGGGAGAUAGCUGAUGCUGGACUGCAUUUCCAUGGUAGCAUCCUCAACUUCUAUGUCAGCAUGUUGACUUGUGAUGCUCAUUCUCCCAUAUUUGCAGAGGGUUCAGAAAUGGUAGAAGUAGUCUUCUAUACUGAUAACAUAACGAUCUUGAAUAACACGGAUUGUGGAGCAAGUGAAGCUUUAUUACUUGAGACUCAGAGUCUGUCUAAUGGAAAUUUAAGUCAAGAGUUUGGGAAUUGGAGUCAGACUGGUUCCAAACCAACACAACCAUCUAAUUUUUUAAUUUAUAUAAUUUUGGGAGCUUAUGUUGCAUGUGGCUUGCUCGCUCUGCUGCUGAUCAUUGUGUUUCUGGAUCCAAUUGAUCACCAAAGGGAAGACACAAAUUUGGAACACAAGGAAAAUUUCUGGGCACCAUUUCUGGCAUCAUUAAAACAUCUUCGAGAUAAACGCCAAUGCCUCCUAAUUCCCUUGACAGUAUAUAGUGGAAUUGUGCAAGGGUUCAUUCUAAGUGACUACACAAAGUCAUAUGUGACCUGUUCAUUGGGAUUGCAGUACGUGGGUUAUGUGAUCAUUGUAUAUGGAGCAACUACCGCAAUAUUCUCCUAUAUUUUUGGAAAGCUUUCUCAAUAUAUCAGACGGAUUUCCUUCUUUAUUUUAGCUACAGUUAUAAAUAUCAGCAGUAUUUCAGCACUAUUUUUAUGGAAACCUCAUCCUUCUCAGCUAGGAGUGUUUUUUAUAUUUUCUGGAUUCUGGGGUAUUGGAGAUGCUGUUUGGCAAACACUAUUGAAUGGUUUUUAUGGAAUACUCUUUGAGGAUAACAGAGAAGCUGCUUUUGCCAACUACCAGCUAUGGAAAUCACUGGGAUAUGUUUUAUCUUUUGGAUAUAGCUCUUUUUUAGGUGUUUAUGUUAAACUGUGCAUACUGCUAGCCACUUUAUUACUUGGAAUUUUGCUUUAUAUGAUUGUCGAAUACAUUGAAUUGAGGAAAACACAAAUACAAAUAAUCCGUUUGAAAUAA